Messenger RNA from Colletotrichum graminicola M1.001, 552 nucleotides. RefSeq names its product ubiquitin-conjugating enzyme. The record is from RefSeq and is a predicted model, not a curated record. The coding region runs from base 1 to 552 and encodes 183 amino acids. The transcript is spliced from 4 exons. Lineage: Eukaryota; Fungi; Ascomycota; Sordariomycetes; Glomerellales; Glomerellaceae.
AUGUUAAAGAUUUGGUCCAUGAAGAAGGAGCAGCAGAAGGCUGAAAAUGCCGAUGCUGCGGGAGGCAAGAAGAAGAAGGUGACGGCCGCGCAGCUCCGGGUGCAGAAAGAUCUUUCGGAACUGUCUCUUGGCUCCACCAUGAAGACCGACUUUCCGGAUCCCGAUGACAUCCUCCACUUCACGCUGACCAUCGAGCCCGACGAGGGCAUGUACCGGACCGGACGCUUCACGUUCACGUUCGACAUCAACCAAAACUUCCCCCACGAGCCGCCAAAAGUCAGGUGCAAGGAGAAGAUCUAUCACCCCAACAUCGAUCUCGAGGGCAAGGUGUGCCUGAAUAUCCUGCGCGAGGACUGGAAGCCCGUGCUCAACUUGAACGCGGUCAUUGUCGGACUCCAGUUCCUCUUCCUCGAGCCCAACGCCUCCGAUCCCCUGAACAAGGAGGCCGCAGAAGACCUCCGACUCAACCGAGAAGGGUUCAAGCGAAACGUUCGGACCGCGAUGGGCGGCGGCUCUGUCAAGGGACAGAGCUACGAUCGUGUGCUGAAAUAA